This is a messenger RNA of Epinephelus fuscoguttatus (brown-marbled grouper), 5092 nucleotides long. RefSeq names its product mitogen-activated protein kinase kinase kinase kinase 5-like. Gene Ontology annotation, biological process: protein phosphorylation. Gene Ontology annotation, molecular function: ATP binding; MAP kinase kinase kinase kinase activity. Bases 240 to 2927 code for a protein of 895 amino acids. The transcript is spliced from 31 exons. Lineage: Eukaryota; Metazoa; Chordata; Actinopteri; Perciformes; Serranidae. The record is from RefSeq and is a predicted model, not a curated record.
ACAGAAACAGGAAGGUGUCAAUGUGUGUGUGUGAGUGUGUAUGUGUGAGUGACGGCAGCCAAGAGAGAGAGACGCAGAGACUUUUCUCAGCAGCUCAUGUCCUCUGAAAGUGUAUCAGUUUUGUUGCCUGUAGAUGUAGAUGCCACAGAGUCUGUGUGAGAGUAUGUGUGAGAGAGAGAGAGGGUGCGUGUGUGUGUGUGACAUGCCCGAAGAGGAUUAUUAGCAACAUAAAUAUCGACAUGGAUUUCCAACAUCGUGCAGCUCUGGAUAUCUCCACCAGGAACCCUCAGGAUGACUUCGAGAUCCUGCUGAGACUUGGAGGAGGAACCUACGGAGAAGUUUAUAAGGCACGUAAUAAGCAGAAUGGAGAGUUGGCGGCCAUCAAAGUCAUCAAGAUGGAACCAGAGGAUGACUUUUCUAUCAUCCAGCAGGAAAUCAUCAUAGUGAAGAGCUGCAAACAUCCCAACAUAGUGGCCUAUUAUGGCAGCUACAUACGAGCCAAUAAACUGUGGAUCUGUAUGGAGUUCUGUGGAGGAGGCUCUCUGCAGGAUGUCUACCACGUGACUGGUCCUCUGACUGAGCCACAGAUCGCCUACAUCUGCAGGGAGAUGCUGCAGGGAUUGGACUACCUGCAUGCACAGAAGAAAAUCCACAGAGACAUUAAGGGUGCCAACAUCCUCCUCAAUGAUCAGGGUGAGGUCAAACUAGCUGACUUUGGGAUCUCGGCUCAGAUCACUGCCACUCUGGCCCGGAGGAUGUCCUUCAUUGGGACGCCAUAUUGGAUGGCGCCAGAGGUGGCAGCAGUGGAAAUUAAAGGUGGCUACAAUGAACUAUGUGACAUCUGGUCCGUGGGCAUCACAGCCAUAGAGCUGGCAGAGCUGCAGCCACCACUGUUUGAUGUCCACCCACUGAGAGUCCUGUUUCUCAUGUCCAAGAGCGGCUACCAGCCUCCUAAACUGAAGGACAAGUCCAAAUGGUCCUCCAUGUUUUAUAACUUUGUAAAGGCCAUGUUGGUGAGGAACCCGAAGAAGAGACCCAGUGCCUCCAAGAUGCUCUCACACAUGUUUUUGACCCAGCAGUGUCUGAACCAGGAGCUGAUCCUGGACCUUCUGGAGAAGUUGCGACACCCUGAGAAACUGAAGACCUGCAUGGUGACGGAAGACGACGAGAUGGAGGUGGCAGUGCCUGGAUCAUUAAAGAGGAUUCAGUCUAUCAACAAACACAACCGGGCAGAGAGGACAAACUCUGACAUAAGCUUGGAACAGAUUUACACUCGGAGGCCUGUGAAGAAAGAAUCACCAAACACAACAUUAAUACCUUCAGUGGGAUCAACCGGCAGCAGCAAGAGUCCAGUGAGAGAUCAGGACACAGACUCAGACGAUGACUAUGAUGACGUGGAUAUCCCUACGAUGACGGCCACCCAUCUCAUAAUGCCACCAGAUGAUACUCCGCCUCCACUUCCUCCGAAGCCCAAAGCUCGGACCAGCUCAGAGGAAAGCAUGACAGGAGAAGACGACCGGGCAAGGAAACCCUCCUCUCUGUACGCCCCCUCCCCUCUCAUCAGGACCUCCAGUGGGACCCAGGUCCGACCUGCGCUCCAACCACGAACUUCACGACACUCAGACCCUACAUCCUUCCCUGUCCAGCGGAUUGACAACCAGGCAGACCUCCUUCCUCCUGAGCUCCCCCCUAAAGGCAUACGCAGACGGCAACCACCAUCAAAGGACCCAGCUGAGUGUGUCAGCCCCGUCAUGAAGAAACCUCCCGUCUACUUUAAAAAGAUCUUCCACGGCUGCCCUCUUAAACUAAACUGCUCCACAACGUGGGAGAACCCAGCCACCAAAGGUUGUAUCAUCCAGAGAAUAAAGCACACAGUAAAUUCUCUGCUCUCUCUCAUGCUAUCAGAUUUCUGUUUUAUCUGUCUGACCAGCCUGUGUUUCCUCUCUCUCUCUUCCUCAGACACACAUCUGAUCCUGGGGGCAGAGGAAGGGAUCUACACCCUGAACCUGAGCAGCUCAGAGGCCACCAUGGAGCUGUUGUAUCCAGGGAAGUGUACCUGGGUCUACACCAUCAGUAACGUCCUCAUGUCUGUUUCAGGUAAAUCAUCGCAGCUUCACUCUCAUUCACUCAAGGAGUUGUACGAACAGGCUCGAAAAGACCAGAGGAUGGUUUCCUUGCCGACGCACAGACUGCUACCAAGGAAAUGUGCAGUGACGAGUAAAAUACCUGAUACCAAAGGCUGCAAGACCUGCGCAGUUGCAGGUAGCAUGCAACGAGGCUGUGUGUUCCUGUGCUGUGGUCUGGAGUCCAGCGUUGUGCUGCUGCAGUGGUACGAGCCCAUGCACAAGUUCAUGCUCAUUAAGCAUUUUGACUUCCCCCUGCCCAACCCUCUGCGGGUGUUUGAGAUGGUGUCCGUGCCCCAGCAGGAGUACCCGCUGGUGUGUAUUGGUGUCUCUCGCGGGUCCAGUCCCAACCUGCCCGUCAAUGUAGAAUACAUCAACCUCAACUCCAACACAUCCUGGUUCACCAACACUGGCCUGGAGAGACCUUGUCCAGAUGUAGUUCAAGUAAACCAGCUGGACAGCAGUUCACUGCUCGUCCUCCUAGAAAAGUCGGUACAUAUAGUCGGUCUGGAGGGGGAGUUGAAGAGCAGCAGGUCUAUGACCCAUGAGACCACCUUCUCUCAUGAUGUUGAGUCUAUAGUGUAUUUUGAGGAAACGCUGCUGGCAGUGUGGCGUCACGGCUGGCAGAGGAGAGGACAAGGUUUUUCUGAGGUGCUGGAAGAAACCACCGACCACAGAAAGAUCUACCGGCUGGUGCAGUCAGACAGGAUGGUGGUCUUGGAGACGCGUCAGACAGACGACCAGUCGGGGCUGUCCAACCUGUACGUCCUGGAAAUUGCUGAGAGCUACGUCAUGCUGCCCUGACUCUCCUGUCUCCUGGCACAGGGCAUGACGGGAAAGUCACACUUGUGUUUGAAGAACUUUAAUCAUUAACCCUGACAGGCAUGGAUGCCACAGUAUUUUAUUUUCUAAUGGGAGGAGAGGAGAUAUAUGAGAAGGAGAGGAUUAUUGUGUUGUAGCCUCCAAUCUGGGGGAGUCUGCUCUUAUUUAUGCUGAGAUCCAGAAUCCAAAAUCCAGACAUCUGAGAAAACCCGAAGCGAACAGUGAAGGAAGGCCCUCCUCUAACACUAAAGAGGAGUAUCUCAGUCGAUCACAGCAGCAGCAGCUGCCUGCAGAGACUUAAACAUUUGGCUUCCAGAAGAUGCCACAUACAUAAACAUAAAGGACUGGAUGGACUCAUGCUGUGUAGUUUGUAUGUUGGUGUUCAAGAUACACACUUCCUGCUGCCGUUACACUGUAAUAAAGAUAAUUAACACAAGAUGAGGUGAACUGUACUGAUCUUGUAGUGGAAACAGUUAAAGUAGUAUUUCACUGACUGAAAGAUGGUCUUUUCAUAAAACUGUGCUGUGUGUGCAGGAGAGAUAAACACUUCUGAAAUAGCUGUUACAUACAUGACCAGAGAAAACAGAGGAAAGGGGCUGAGGCAUUUGCUUUUACUCAAGAUGUAGAAACCCUACAACACAAAGAAUGCACUGGACCUAUAAAUACUCUAGCUGGUGGGUGAUGUAAUGCAAGCUUGGCCAUUUGUCCACAGGAAACAAUAUGAUGGGCGUCUGGUAAUAAAUGAUCUCCUAUUACAAUUAACCAGUAAACUAAAGUAUGGUUCUGAAAACACUUCAGGCACACAGCAACAGAAUCUUGGUUUAUAUUUGAUCAACACAGCUUAGUUUUACCAUUUCAUCUAAGCACCCAGAAACAGCACUUGGCUUUGAAGCCAAAUCUACAUAGUGGCCAAAAGUUGAUUUCCAACUUCCAUGUGCGUUAUGUGAUGCCACUGGUCGAGAAUGACUUUUUCCUGUAGACUUACAAGUCAGCUUACAACAGCCUCCUGUGUUGAGUCAAAACAUCAAAAUUCACCGCGCCACCAAUGGCAGCGCUGUCAGUGGAAACUUCACAAACAUCACAAUAAAGCAUCAUCAAGGUCUAAAGGCUUUUCAAAACAAAUUUGAGGUUGAUCAGGUCAACCUGGGAAGAAAGGUACAUCACACUAUAAAACAUGUCACAUGUUCCUGUUGCCAGUAGGGGGCACUAUAUCUAUACUUCAAAAAUGGCAUGUGAUUGUCUUCAGGCCGGCACAAACUAUUUCCUGUACUGUGGCAAAACAUGGCAAUUCGCCGCCUCACCUCAGCCAUAACAUUCAACAAAAACUCAAAAGCUUCACAAUGUAGCAUCACUGAGGUCUUUUGGCUGCACUGGCCAAAUUUGAAGUUGAUGCGCCAAAUCACUAUGAAAAAUUUGUACAGCACCUGGAAAUGGUUAAAAAAAAAGCCCUAAAGGAAAUGUUGAUUCAAAAUGGCUGACUUCCUGUUGGGUUCAGGGUAUGACUCCAAGAGAUUUCUUUUGAAUCUUGAUAUGUUACAUGUGCCUCCUAAUUUUCGUACCUCAAGGAGAAAUGUACCGCAGGGACUGCUUCACUAAAGUUUUCUAGGGACUCUAUCAUGAUAUUUUUUCACAUCCGAGCAUGAAACCAAUAAAAUAUCAAAUUUUCACUAGUUCUGGUGCAUGUGCAAAGUCUCAUGAGUUUUCGAGCACCUUUAGUCCCUAAAAAUAUGAUUGUUUUUGUGAAAUAGUAAUAAAUGAAGCAAUUUCUACAGGGUCCUUGCACUGGUCAGUGCUCGGGCUCUAAUAAUUCAGACACCAAGUGUAUUAUUUAGCUCUGAAAUAGUUUUGGCCCCAAACGAAGAAGAAUGAAAUAAUUCAAACAUCCACUGUGUCCAUGUCCUCACAGUAUUUCAUAAUCAAAGAAUACUGUGUGAACUUGGAUUUUUGAAUUUGUUUUCCACUAAAGAAACGCGUCAGCAAUCCUUAUUGAACCACAACAGUGCAACUGGUCUCUAAAUACUUGUGUACUUUCAGUCCAAAGUUGGUGACAUUCUGAUCUUAACUUCCAGAUUUACAUUAAUAUGGUGGACACUGUCUCUAAAUUUUCACUUUUUUCUGCUUGAGGGAUCCAAACAUUGACCAAAUAA